UAAUAAUUGAGUAGAGUGAUCAGUGAUCACCUAUCAGCUGAGAUGUUAAUUAGGUGUCUAUUUUGAAUGUGAGGAGGUGCAUGACUGCAUGAAUGAUUUGAUUCUGCAUUAUUCACUGUUGAAAUAGAACGACUUUAUUUCUUCCUCAUUGCGUAAAAGAUUUUUUGAGAUUUUAGAGUUGUGAUUUUUUAUUGGUAAUCAAUCGGUAAGGAGAUAAGUUAUAAGCUUCAUCCUCUUGACCCACAUUCUCCUUAGGUAGAUAAUUGAACAUACCAUGGAGUUAUUGGUUCUUCCACUUUGUGAGUUUGUUUGUUAAACUUGUUUCUGUUUUGUAGAAUUCGAUUUUCAUCCAACUUUCCUAGGUGGUCUUUGGUAUUUAAGACGAAGCGGUUGCAUCCAAAAGGAUAGAAGUAGGUUAGAUUAGGUUUUUUCCUUUCCAUAUUUCAUAAUGUGUUUUUAUUUAAUUCACCUAUGAUUAAAAAAAAUUGAUUUUUUUUGUGUGUAAUAAGAUGUAUUUAAUUACAGCCUCUGCCCAAAAACCUUGAGAUAGAUUGAACUCGGAUAACAAUGUUCUUCAUAUCUCUCCAAACCUUGAGAUAGAUUGAACUCAUGUAGCAUGGUUCUUCAUAUCUCUCAAAGAGUUAUAUUUUUCCUUUUAACUACUCUUCUUUGUUGUUGAGUUCUGGGUGCAGAAAAGUUGCGAUUAAUACCUAAUUCAUCAUCAUAAAUUUCUUCAAAGAGAUGGCUGCCAAACUCGCCGUCGUGAUCUCUGCUAACAUUUACGACAGAGGGUUCUUUUUUCCUGCUCGAAUGAAGGUCUUGAAUUUAUCAAUUCCUCCAGACAUCUCGAUCAUCUAUAAGACAAACCCAAUAUUUUCCACAAAUGGAUCUCUCGGCUAACAAAAGAGAACAACUCCAAAAACGGAAUUGACAAAAAUGGAAAGGGUGGGAAAACUCACUGAUCUAAAGAACAGAACAUACACAUCCUCUCCAUGCAUGCAUGCAUGAUUAGUCAAUUAUUACCUACACGUACGUUACGUUGAAACUUGAAACUGAAGCGAGAAACCAGCUGCCAAGAUCCAGAAAAAUGGUCUCUCUGUUCCCUCCUUAAUUAAAACCGUCACCUUCGGGAAAAAAGCAGCGACACACAAUUCAGAGACAAGAACAAAUAGAAGAGAUCAGAUCAAAUCAGAACAGCAGCAAAACUAAUGAUCACCAGCCAUUCUCGAUAAAUGCCCUAAUUCCUCAUCACCACUACCUCCAUUCAUUAUUCCUUCCCUUUCUCUACAUAUAAUUAUCCCAUCUAACGUUCCUCCAUUCCAAACUAAAACUGUACUUAAUCCCACUUCUUCAUUAACUCUUCUUCUUCUUCUUCUUUGUUUCUUGAUCCAUAUUGUUAACUCACUUUCUAACCAUAAUCUCGACCAGUUAGAAAUCAAAUCAGAGCCCCCGAAAAAGCCAAAAAAAAAAAAAAAAGCCAAAAUGGUUGACACCAUGUUCGUUCGUACUGUUGUCGGCAUCAUUGGAAAUGUCAUCUCCUUCUUCCUGUUUCUAUCCCCACUGCCGACGUUCGUUCAGAUAAUCAAACAGAAAGCGGUGCAGGAUUUCAAGGCGGAUCCGUACGUGAUGACGCUGCUGAACUGCGCGAUGUGGAGUUUGUACGGGAUGCCGUUCGUAAAACCGGACAGCUUACUGGUUGUAACCAUCAACGGGUUCGGUUUCUUCUUGGAGUUGAUCUACGUGGCCAUCUUCCUCAUCUUCUCUCCCUGGGUUAAGCGAAGGAAGCUGAUCAUAACGUUGCUGGUGGAAACAGCCUUCUUCAUUGGAGUGUUGCUCAUCACGUUGCUCGUCUUCCACGCUCCUCCGAAGAGGGCCAUGUUCGUCGGCCUCCUCUGCAUCAUCUUCAACGUCAUCAUGUACGCUUCUCCCUUGACCGUCGUGAAAAUGGUGAUCAAGACGAAGAGCGUGAAGUACAUGCCCUUCUUCCUUUCCCUAGCUGGGUUCUGCAAUGGAAUCGUUUGGACCAUCUAUGCGCUUCUCAAGUUCGACGUUAACAUUCUGAUACCGAAUGGUCUGGGAUCGUUGUUCGCGUUGCUACAGUUGGUAUUGUACGCGAUCUACUACAGAACAACGAAUUGGGACGACGACGACGACGAUCAACCACCUCGUGGCGGCCAUCAGGAGGAGUUCUCCGAGAUUCAGCUCUCCAGUAAGGUUUAGGAGAAGUAUUAUAUGCGCCAGCAAAACCAAAUUCAUAAUAAUGUGGGAUCUUCUUCUUCUUCCUCCCCAUUGGAGCAUUUGUGUAUUGUUUCAGCAAUUCCCCAUUGUGCAUUUGUUUUCAGCAUUUUGUUUGCUUUUGUUCAAUUUGGAAAGGAGAAAAGAAAAAACAGGGGACAUAUAAUACAAACAAGUUAUGGAGAGUUGAAAAAGAAAUUGCAGCAGAAAAAAAAAAAAAAAAACAGCAUCAUAAUCGAGUUGGUUCGGAUCAGAGAAGAUUAUAUGCUAUUAGUUUUUUGUUUUUGUUGUUGUAGUUAAGAUGAGUUUUAGGGGGCUAGCUAACAAAUAAAAAAAAGACACCAAUGACUUCCAUUGUACUGUUACUGUCACAAUACAAACAGAAAAUGCAGCAUUAUAUUCAGCAUUGUUUACUUUGUUAGUACUGUAUUGCUUGUUUUGUUUUAAUUUCUCUAUUGACCAUUGAUUAAUUAGAUGCUUCCUUUGCGGCAGAGGUUAGGCUUUCCCCUUCCCCUUAUUGAUUUGGUCUUUAUUAUUUGAUUAGAUUUCAAUUAGGGGUCGUUUGCUUCAAGGAUUUUAUAAUGAGGGUUUUGUCAUGGAUUUGCUAAUUAAAAACCUUGGGAUUU
This is a messenger RNA of Linum trigynum, 2861 nucleotides long. The record is from the annotation of a GenBank genome assembly. Lineage: Eukaryota; Viridiplantae; Streptophyta; Magnoliopsida; Malpighiales; Linaceae.